Molecule: messenger RNA, 2982 nt
Organism: Linum tenue
Lineage: Eukaryota; Viridiplantae; Streptophyta; Magnoliopsida; Malpighiales; Linaceae
Source: the annotation of a GenBank genome assembly
CCUAUUUCUACCAAAAAACCAAACCUUCUCCCCUUCCCUCUCUUCCUCACAUCUCCUUCCCCUCUUCUCUCUCUCUCUGUCUGGUAAAUACCAAAUCGCAAUUCCAUUUUAACUCAUAUAAAUACAAAUCCCAAUUGAAAUCCAGAACACUGUCAGUAAAUUUAUAACAAAGAAGAGAGAAAGGGAAGAAGGAAGGGGAAAAAAGGGGAAGAAAGAAAAGAGAAAGAGAACCAAAAAGGGGAGAGAGCCUUAGCUGCUCACACCCUCUUCUUAUUCUUUUGUUGUUGUUGUUGUGAGGCCUUCAGAUCUUGAGAUUCUCUCUCAACUCUCCCCCUCAUCUGGGUUCUCUUUCUCUUUGAUCAAUCAAUCAGUUCUUUUCUUUGUUCUUCUGGGUUCUUCUUCCCCACACAGGAAGAAAGGGGAAACAUUAAGGAAAAGAGGAGAGAAAAAACUGAAAAGCCUGCUCCUUUUUGGGUAAUUGCUAUCUGCGUUUUUGGAUCUUAUUAGUUAUUACACAUUUCUUCGUCGAGGCUUUUGUCUUCCCUUCAUUUGGAUUACUGGGUGGCGAUCGGUUUCCUUUUGGCCUCAUCCUACUUUUCGAUCAAUCAGUUAAGAGUUCGUAAAGCCUUUCUGGAUUGAAUCCAAGAGUACCCACUUGAGAUAGAGAGACAUCCCUGUAUAUAAACAUCUGAGUGAGCUUUUUUUUCUGCUUGAUAUCUGCGGCAAGGAUUUGGAAAUGGAUCUCGGAAAGCUGUUCAUUGGUGGGAUUUCAUGGGACACCAAUGAAGACCGUCUGAGAGAGUAUUUCCAGGUAUUUGGGGACGUUUUGGAAGCUGUGAUUAUGAAGGAUCGGUCCACCGGUAGAGCCCGUGGCUUCGGCUUUGUUGUCUUUGCUGACCCUGCUGUUGCUGAACGAGUUGUGAUGCAGAAGCACCUCAUAGAUGGUCGAAAUGUUGAGGCGAAGAAAGCUGUGCCUAGGGACGAUCAGAACAUUCUGAACCGAACCAGCAACAACAGCAGCCUUCAUGGAUCGCCUGGUCCAGCUCGGACCAAGAAAAUAUUCGUAGGAGGUUUAGCAUCGACAGUGACAGAGACUGACUUCAAGAAUUACUUUGAUCAGUUUGGAACAAUCACUGAUGUUGUUGUCAUGUACGACCACAACACUCAAAGGCCAAGAGGUUUUGGGUUCAUCACCUUCGACUCAGAAGAAGCUGUGGAUAAAGUGCUGUACAAGACAUUCCAUGAACUCAAUGGCAAAAUGGUUGAGGUGAAACGGGCAGUUCCAAAGGAACUAUCCUCAUCUGGUCCGACCAGGUCGAACCAGUUUGCUGGAUAUAACUACGGAAUUACCAGAGUCAAUAGCUUCCUCAAUAGCUACUCUCCUCAGGCACACAAUCCAACUUCUCUUAGAAUGGAUGCUAGGUUCAUGCCGGUCACUGCAAGUCGAAGCAGCUUUUCUCCAUUCAAUAGCGGGUAUGGAUCAGGUCUAAAUUUCGAGCAAGGUCUGAGUCCAAGUUACGGUGGCAACUCAAACCUUGGGUCAAACAUUGGGUUCGGCCGGUUGAGUCCUUCAUACAGUGGCAAUUCGAACAGGUACUGGAGCCCCAUUGGCUAUGGAGGUGGAAAUAAUUCGGGCUUGAAUCCUGUUUCUCGUACUUUAUGGAGCAAUGAUAGCAUUUCUCAAAAUGCAAACUCAAACGGUGGUGGCUGGAACUCGGGACUCAGUUCCUUUUCUGGAGCUCUUUGGGAUUCCUCAGUGAAUGCAGGGCCAGGUGGCGGUUUGGGCCCCGCGUAUAACAAUGUUGCUGGAGGAGAGUUUAGUAUUGGACCAGGAGGAGGAGGAUAUGGGAGAAACAGUGGGGCCGGUUUUGCACCUGUGGCAUCGCGUGCUGCUGCUGCAAAUGGAGGUUAUGAUAGGACGGCUUAUGCUGACAUUUACGAUAAUAGUUCGCUCUAUGGAGAUUCUUCCUGGAGAUCCUCAACUUCCGAGUUGUUUGAUUCCGGAAUUGGAAAUGCAGCUUCGGAUGUUAUUACCAAGAAUACUGCAGCUUAUGCUGGUGGUUAUGGCAUUGCUGAUAGACAGUCAGAUAGAGGUAAGUUCACGCCUUUGCUCAAUAUGAACAUGCUUGAAUUGCUGCUUAGGAUGAAAACAAAGAUUGCUGCUGUUGGUGAAAGAGUACAUCAUCAACAUUUGAAGUAAAUGUGGUACAUUACAUGUUUCUUGGACCUGAAGUUUACUUUCUUACCUUUUUUUUCCUUACCCCCCUUUGAUGUUUAUGUGAGGAGGAACUUGAGAUUAGAGCUAAUCAAUUUAUCGACGAUAUGGUUAGAGAGCAGAGCAGGAGAGAACAAUUCAGUCAGGAGGAAUUUCUUGUGUAAGGUUUGAGCUUUGAGGAGGAGUUUUUUCUUCUUUUUUUUUGUUUUGUUAUCGUCUUAUUUUACUAUAUAUAGUGGUUUUAAUUUCCUUUUCUCCUUCCCAACUUGGGAAUAUCUGGAACUCUUAAGAUGUAAAAUCAGGAGUUUGUGGGUAUACAUCAGAGAUACUGUAUCAGUGUUGACAGAGAUACAGAAGGCCACCCAAAAAAAAAAAAAGAUAUGAACAUGAAGAACAGUGUUUUGUUUGGGUGUUUUUUUUCCUUCAUUUUUUACUCUUUUAGUUAUUUUCUUUGGGUAUUGGGUUCUUCAAGUUCUUCAUGUGGCAGCAGAAAACUGUUUAGUCCUUGUCAAGUGCGGAUUUGGGUUCUUAAUUAGGGUUUGUACAAGUUGAUUGUUUUUCACUAGUUAAGAGGGAUAGUUACUACUUUCCAUUCCCUCUUCUGGAAAUAAUAAUUUUUACAGAAUACUGAUUUAUGUCCAUCGCUCCAUUAUUUUUUGUUGGGGAUAGUAUUUACUAAUUCAGCAUUUUCUUUCGAGUUCGGUGUAGCCCUACCUAAUAAAAGUUUAGAAUCUUUAUUGUCAAGGAAAUAAAAAGUGAGAAGUGAU